AUGUCGCUGUUGGAAUGGUCAUCGGUGGCCCACACUGUGGAAUACGCCGGCUUGGUUCUGUCCGUCACUGUCAACUCGACCCUUGCUUUUCUGAUUCUGACCAAGUCUCGGAAAGGACUUGGCUCAUACAAGUACCUCAUGCUCUCCUUCGCCUUUUUUGGCAUUUUCUUCUCUUUGGUGGACGCAUUCACCGAGCCUGUAAGUUUGUUUAAUGUUUAGUUCAAUUUGUUAAAACUUUUGGGUCAAUAUACGGUUCCAUGUUUUACUACUUUGACUUUUUUGAAUUAAAUUUAACAGCUUUCUUAGAGUUGAGCAAACAAAUUGUUGUUAGUAAAUCGAAAUAUUGAUUUUAUUCUGCGAUUUCAGUAAAAGUAAAAUCCUGUUUUAGUGACUCAAUGAGCCGGGAAAAAGUCAUGAUUUCAGACGAUACACACUUAUGGAACGACUUUUAUGGUUUUCACGAUUCUCAGCAAGUAUGGACUUACCAAAACCCAAGGCGCCGUAUCUUGCGGUAAAAGAGAAUUGUAAACUUUAAAAAGAAACUUUUUCAGCCCUGUAUUGCUCAUGUUUCUGCAUGACUUUAGCUCUGCUAGCCAUACACUUUCUAUACCGUUAUUUUGCCGUUUGCAAGUGAGUUUUCAAUAAUUUUCAAAAGACUUUCUCCAAUAAAUUUAGACAAGAUGGUCUGCGGCUGUUCAAAGGUUAUAAUAUUUUCAUUUGGCCGGUUGUUGUGAUUUUCCUUGGCAGCGAUUGGGGCCUCACCUCGUUCUUCUUGGAAGGAGAGACAACUGAAUCGAGUGAAUAUGUCAAGUGAGGACAUUUCGAUCGAAAAAUGGACUUUUGAACUUGAUAGUGCGACGAUAUGGGAACAUUUCGCUCUACGGAUGGACGAAAUCGGCUACGUUGGUCCGCAUUACUUUGUGAGCACUUUGGAGAAGUUAUCUAAAUUUUGAAAAAAAAGGCUCAAAUUUUUUUGGUUUUAUGAAAAAUCUCAAUUUCACAAAAUCAUUGUUUAUUGUAAAUAUUCAAGGUACAUAACGAAAAAGGAGAGCGAGUCUACAAUUGGCCCUCCUGUAUCGGGAUGGUGAAUCUCUUAAAAAUCAUGGUGAACGAACAUUUCUAGAUGAAUAAAACAAGAAUCGUCCAGGGAAUGUCAUUUUCCGUCGUUUUCUACUGCGGCAUCUCGACUUCGUUGGCGAUGAAGGAACACGGCGAAACCAAGACGCAAAGGACGCGCGAGCUGCAGGCUCAGCUCUUCCGAGCCCUGGUCGUUCAGGUUUCAUUGUUUCUUAGAGCAGAGGAAGACGAGUCAGUUCAGACAAUGAUUCCGGUUGUUUUCAUGUACCUGCCAGUGGGUAUUCUCUUCAUCUCGCCUUUUUUCGAAGUCGAACUCGGCGCUCCCACGAGCUUCGUCGCCAUCACACUCGCCUUGUACCCGGUCCUCGACCCUAUGGCCGUCAUUUUCUUCAUCCAAGACUAUAGAAAAGCUCUUCUGAGUAAAUAACCCUCAAAUAGAGUUAUCUCUACAUAUUUAUGGCUACAGGAGGACUUUGUGGAUGUUUUUGCAAGACGCGGCCGAAUCAACACAGUACGACGAUAAGCAGCACCGUUCGAAACACUUUGUGA
Messenger RNA from Caenorhabditis auriculariae, 1626 nucleotides. NCBI's taxonomy places the organism in Eukaryota, Metazoa, Nematoda, Chromadorea, Rhabditida, Rhabditidae. The record is from the annotation of a GenBank genome assembly.